This is a messenger RNA of Babesia microti strain RI, 822 nucleotides long. Its product is annotated as Mitochondrial DNA replication protein YHM2. Gene Ontology annotation, molecular function: tricarboxylate secondary active transmembrane transporter activity. Bases 1 to 822 code for a protein of 273 amino acids. Lineage: Eukaryota; Apicomplexa; Aconoidasida; Piroplasmida; Babesiidae. The record is from RefSeq and is a predicted model, not a curated record. The transcript has 6 exons. Gene Ontology annotation, cellular component: mitochondrion. Gene Ontology annotation, biological process: alpha-ketoglutarate transport; mitochondrial citrate transmembrane transport.
AUGGAGGGUAUAUCCGGGAUAGGGCUAUUCAUGGCCCAGGGUGCUACCCUUCACAUGCUAGAAACAUCUACUCUUGGCAUGCCCCUAGAAGUUUGGAAAACAUACAUGGUUAGAAAUCCAAAUUUGAACACUAUUCAAUCCUUCAGAUCAAUAUACAAUAAUGGUGUUACUAGAUUCUGGGACGGUUUGUCAGCUAAAUUAUUUGAUGCAUGUACCAAAGGAGCUGUACUAGUGUCUACAAAGGAAUGUGUUAAUAAUUUUUUGUUAUCGCGUGAUUAUGAUUCCACAUUCGCUGGAUUCAUCUCUGGGACUACUGGCGGCAUGGCCCAGGCCAUUAUAACAGGACCCUGCACUUUCAUGGUCACCGCUAGGGUAUCUAAUAGAGACCAAGGCUAUCUCAAAACUUUUCGUACAGUACUAAAGGUUAGAGGAUUUACUGGUUUGUACAUUGGGUACUGGGCAGUGGUUACUAGACAAGCUACCAAUUGGGCUUCGAGACAGGGAUUUACCGAGUACUUUAGGUCAAAGUUUAGAAAUGCAAACAAUGGGAGCCCACUAGAGUACAAACAAGAGAUAGCUUCUGGUAUAAUGGGAGGUGCAUUAUCUGCCUGGAACCACCCUGUUGAUUUGAUUAGAAUCAAAAUGCAAGGCAGCGUAAUUGACGGAAAACGACUAAAAGCGUUUAAAAUAAUUACUGAUGUGUUAAAAACACACGGAAUCAUCGGGUUGUAUCAGGGAGUUCUGCCCAGGAUGGGGUUAGCUAUAUGGCAGUGCCUGUUCAUGGUAACAGGGAUUAAGCUUUUGGGUAACAGACAAAAUUAA